Molecule: messenger RNA, 1578 nt
Organism: Aspergillus oryzae RIB40
Lineage: Eukaryota; Fungi; Ascomycota; Eurotiomycetes; Eurotiales; Aspergillaceae
Exons: 2
Coding region: 1-1578 (525 amino acids)
Biological process (GO): carbohydrate transport; transmembrane transport
Cellular component (GO): membrane
Molecular function (GO): carbohydrate:proton symporter activity
Source: RefSeq, a predicted model, not a curated record
AUGGGGACUACUAAAGCCGAGAGUACAAACAAACCCGCUGGGGAGGAAGAGCUGGCAGCUGUCCUUCCGACAGGGGGGCCGGCAUGGUAUAGGCAAGGUUAUCUUCUUCGUCUCAACUCGAUUAUACUUGCUCUAGUGAUGUUCUCCUCUGCAAAUGGCUACGAUGGAUCUUUAAUGAAUGGGCUUCAAGCCCUUGACCAGUGGAACAACUUUCUGGACUAUCCUACUGGUGUACGUCUUGGAUGGCUGAAUGCUAUAUACUGGCUGGGAUGCGGCGUUGGCUACCCAACUGCGGCGUGGUUGGCAAAUCGAUUUGGACGCAAACCUGGGGUCUAUGUCGGCUAUCUCUUCUUAGGUCUUGGUUGUGCGCUCCAGACAGCAGCUCCAAAUCAGACUUCAUUCUUGCUGGCUCGAUUGUUUGUUGGCGUGGCGUCCGCAUUAUUUGGAAACUCAGUUCCGCUCCUGAUUAACGAGAUCGCCUAUCCUAGCCAUCGUGGCAUUGUAAACUCGCUCUUCAUGUCUGGAUGGUACGUAGGUGGAACCGUGUCAGGGUGGGUGAUCUUCGCGUCGCGGGAUUACCCAUCGUCGUGGUCCUGGCGACUACCGUCGCUUCUUCAAGCCUUAUUACCACUGGUCGCCUUGCCGGGGUUCCUGUUGGCUCCUGAAAGCCCUCGCUGGCUGAUUUCAGUUGGCCGCCCGGAGGAAGCACGCACAAUCUUGACACGUUACCAUGCGGGUGGAGAUACAAACUCACCGCUGGUAAACUAUGAAAUGUUGACUAUUACCUCUGCCAUUGAAGCUGAGCAGGAGGCACAGAGCAGUGCUAGCUACUUGGAGAUGCUCAAAACACCUGGAAAUAGACGUCGGCUAUUCAUCUCCAUCACUUUGGGCAUAUUUGCGCAAUGGGCGGGUAAUGGUGUGGUCUCUUAUUAUUUGUCGCUCAUUCUUGAUACAGUGGGAGUGACUAGUGUGAAAGAUCAGACACUCAUCUCUGCAUGUAUGCAGAUGUGGAAUCUGAUAUUCGCUAUCACCGGCGCAUACCUCAUUGACCGAUUUGGCCGUCGUCCUCUGUUCCUGGCAUCUGCUGUGGUUAUGUUCGUGAGCUACGUCUUCGUCACUGCACUCUCGGGAUCAUUCGCAGCUACUCAACAUGCAAGCACUGGAGCGGCCGUCAUACCGUUUCUCUUUAUUUUCUUUGCAGGCUAUGGACUUUCUUUAACCCCUUUGUUAACUGCCUAUCCAUGCGAAAUUUGGCCUUUCCGUCUCCGAGCUCGUGGCCUUACAGUGACUUGGGUGGCCUCUAUCUGUGCAAUCAUCUUCAAUACAUUCGUGAACCCCAUUGCCCUGGACGCUAUUGAAUGGAAGUACUACAUCGUGUUCAUCGCAGUACUGCUGAUUUUUGGGAUUACGGCGUACUUUUUUUACCCGGAAACCAAGGGUUACCCUCUUGAACAGAUUGCUGCCAUAUUCGAUGGUCCCACCUCUCAAGGUGGAAUCGACCCCGAGCGUGCGGCGAAGUGUCUGGAUGUGUUCGAUGAUGUGAAGUCGCUCUCAGUCACCCACCAAGAAUCUAUAUGA